Molecule: messenger RNA, 2341 nt
Organism: Monodelphis domestica (gray short-tailed opossum)
Lineage: Eukaryota; Metazoa; Chordata; Mammalia; Didelphimorphia; Didelphidae
Source: RefSeq, a predicted model, not a curated record
AUGGCCUCUAAGCAGGAGGCCGCUCUCGUUGAAUUGGUAGAGCAACUACAGGCACAGCUCCUCUGGCUCCCGCAACCGAAAAAGGUAUUGAAAUAUAUAAAAAGACUUAAUGAUUUACCAAUAACAGCGGAUGUUCUGGUAGAGACCGGGGUUGGCCUUAUUGUGAACGGUUUACGUGGAUAUGAAGAAGUGGGUGCUAUGGCCAGGGGUCUAGUGGAGCGCUGGAAAAACCUAGCCCCUAUCGAUGGAGAUUCUGACACAGACCUGGACUUGGUUCUCAAAGAACUGGAUUCCGAAAGGAGUCGAUCCCGGAAGCGACCCUAUGAUUUCUGUAGCACAGACCGUAACUUCCAACAGACCUGCAGAACUUCAGCCAGCCAGCCACAGAAUCCAGACCCUAAAGGUAAAAAACAACCAAAGCCUCGGGAGCUAGAGAAAAGCUUCAGAGUAUUAUCUGAUAGUGAGAGGGGGGAACAGAGAAAAGAAUUUAAAUCGGUUUUUCCAUUGGACUGUCCAGGCGGUGGCCGAGUUCAGUCACAGCCUUCCACCAGCCUUCAACAGCCCAACGCCAGCUGUUCGAGCCUGUGGGAAGAGAAAGAUCCGAAAUUUGGUCAAGGCCUAGGUCUCCACAUUCAAGACAAAGUGAAGGCCAUUCAAGAGAAUCUCGUAGGCGAACCAUGCCACAUUAGAACGGGGUCCCUUAAUAAGCCUUGGGGACACGAAUUAUAUCAGAAAGAAAAAUACCAGCUGGACUUAGAGGGGCAAAAGAAGAAAUUUGCUUUGAGCAGAGAAACAUUACUUAAUAUUGAUGGCAGAGGGGUGUACCAGAGGCCACCCUCGGGAACUGACACAAGGGAGAAACAGAUCGGGGCUACCACUGGGAGAGAGAAGGACAAAGAGGGCUGUAGUGUCAAAAAGGAUUUUCCUCCAGUGGGAUUGGCUUUUGUAAAACAUGUUACAAAAGCCAAGAUCCAGGACCCUCUAGAAUCCAAAGUGGAAAAAACCCAACUGAGUAAGGAGUCCUUGGAUAUAGAGAAAUGGAUGAAAGAUAAGGGAGUGUCUAGCAACUUACAGCCCCAGGAGAGGAAAUACAUAGCUCCAAAUGCCCACAAAAGCCCAGCAAGCUGCCUUCUCAGGUGUGGGGAGGCAGAAGUCUACAAUAAAGACAGACAGCCCACCUCAACUUUUGGGUUUAAUCUCAACUGUGCCUGGCAGCCACAGAGGAAAAAGAAUAUAAACAUUCCAACUGUAGCUCAUGGAGACAAAGGUCACAUUAAAGAGAACUGUGCCAGAACUGAUAGUAAAAGCCCCUAUUCAGUUCAAAAGCUGCCUAAUAUGAAUGAUGGCAAACCAGAGCAACAACAAUCUGGAGCUAUGUUGACCAAACGGAAAAAUAUCUCCAUCCAUGUGCCAUCACACUUAGGAGAUAUCCCCUUGUCUGCAGAACAAGCAAGUCGUCAGUUUUCAUCACUCGGAACAGCGCUCCCCAUGAAAUUGAAGAAGAAAACAGCAUCCUACCAUGAGGACGAGGGACUCGGAUUUAUAGGCCGGAGGAGGAAUUCCAAGAUGCAAGUUUAUUCAGGACCUAAAUGUGUUUACCAACCGAAAUUAAUAUCGCUGCACCAGCAAUGUAUCAAGGUCCUCAAUAACAAUUUAGAUUCCAUCUUUGAUAUUGGUAGUGUACCUUAUACUGUGCUGGAACCGGUCCUGGAGAAAUGUACACCUAAACAACUGCAGAGAAUUGAGGAAUAUAAUCACUUUUUAAUUGGGGAGACCAACCAGUUGUGGAAAAUUCAUUGUAAUCGAGAUUUCAGAUGGGAACAACCAAGAGAAUUUGAGUCCUGGAGGGAGCUAUACCUUCGACUCCAGGAAGCUCGAGAGCAGCGGCUGCUGUUCUUGACCGAGAAUAUUCGAUCAUCUCAUGCCAAUAAACCCAAAGGCCGUCAGACAAUGAUGGCCUUUGUUAAUUCUGAGGCGAAACCGCCUCGGGAUAUUAGAAAGAGGCAGGAAAAAUUUGGCACUGGCAGAAUAACUACUCCUGAAAUGACCAGGCCUGCCUUAUACACCCCAACCACCCACUAUGGUCACAGUGCUGUCCAGCCACAUGCUGGCCCAAACACUGGCGGUUUUCAAUCAGCAUCAGCCAGUAGCAUUACUUCUUGUGAUUCCAGAAGAACCCCUGCAAAAAAAGUUGCCCCAAUGAUGGCCAAAACCAUCAAGGCUUUCAAAAAUAGAUUCUCCCGCUGAAAAGCCUUUCUAUAAAAUAGGAAUAGAGGCAAAGUGAGGUAUUCUUUAUUCUGGCAGAGAAGGACUUCUAUGAAAUCAAUAAAACAACCUAGAA